This is a messenger RNA of Schizosaccharomyces cryophilus OY26, 2728 nucleotides long. RefSeq names its product NatA N-acetyltransferase complex subunit. NCBI's taxonomy places the organism in Eukaryota, Fungi, Ascomycota, Schizosaccharomycetes, Schizosaccharomycetales, Schizosaccharomycetaceae. Gene Ontology annotation, cellular component: cytoplasm; NatA complex. The record is from RefSeq and is a predicted model, not a curated record. Gene Ontology annotation, molecular function: protein binding; protein-N-terminal amino-acid acetyltransferase activity. The transcript is spliced from 2 exons. The coding region runs from base 469 to 2643 and encodes 724 amino acids. Gene Ontology annotation, biological process: N-terminal peptidyl-methionine acetylation.
CAUACAACAAGAAUAUAGCCAAAAUUACUGUCUGUAGAAACUAAGAGUAGGUCACGUCCAACACAAUUUCAAAUUUGAAAACUUACCUUUUGUUCUCAAUCCCUGAAAGCAUGUUUAUUUCUUAUAUUUCAACGCUUGUUAAAGUUGCUUCGUUUUGAGUCUCGCUAGCCAUUCGUUUCCCAGAUUUCCAAGAGGCCUUUGGCAAUUUCUUAUUGAAUAUGGUUUUCUCUUGUUUUUCAGAUUUCAGCAAAAGCUUCGCACAGAGAGGAGUGAUACAAUGGAAAAUGUGCUUUUCCCAAUUUUUACAUUCUGUUUCUGUUGAAGAACGGAAUCCUUAAAAUUUUUCCUUUUUCUUUAAAUUUACUUACAGCAAAUGGUUGAAUCUUUGGGUUGGAAAACUGCAUACACGAAUGGUUCUGGAGGAACUGGUUCUUAGACACCACCUCUGUCCUCAACAAGUACCCUGGAAUGGCCAAAAUACAACUGAGCCCAAAGGAUAUUACUCAAUUUCGUACUGCUUUAAAAUGCUAUGAGACUAGGCAGUACAAAAAGGGUCUUAAGGCUAUUGAGUCUGUAAUUGAGAAGCAUCCUGAGCAUGGCGAGUCAAUCGCCCUCAAAGGUAUUCUUCUUCAUUCGCUAGGACAAAUUAAAGAAGGUUAUGAAAAUGUUCGACUCGGUCUUCGUCACGAUGUUGCUUCCGGUGUCUGUUGGCAUAUAUAUGGCCUCGUUUGCAAAGCAGAUAAAGAUUAUGUGCAAGCUGCUAAGUGCUACAUUAAUGCUCAAAAGUUGGAAAAAGGAAAUACUAGCCUUUUGCGUGACCUUGCCCUUCUGCAAAGUCAACUUCGACAAUUCAAACCUCUUGCUGAUACAAGGAACUCUCUUUUGCAAUCAAACCCCGGUGUCCGCGGUAAUUGGAGCGCAUUGGCUGUUGCCCAAUAUCUUCGCGGCGAAUAUGCUAGUUCAUUCAAAAUUUUAGAUGCUUUUGAGUCUACUAUUAGCCAAGGAAUUCCUGUUGAUUCCCAAGAGGAGUCUGAAUCUCAACUUUUUAUCAACUUGGUUAUUUUAAAGAAAGAUGGAGCUAGUGCUGCGUAUGAUCACCUGCUUUCCGAAGAAAAGAAAAUUAUAGAUCGUACUACAUUUUUGGAGAUCAAGGUUGAAUACGAGUUAGCUUUGAAAAAACUUGAGGAAGCAAAAACUACUCUCAUUAGUUUGCUGGAUCGUAAUUCUGAUAACCAUGGUUAUUUCCAUAAGUUGCAACAAGCCUAUGGCUAUGAAGAUGAAAAGCACAAUGUGCUCAAUCUCGAUAAAUGGCUCUCUUUGUAUGAUAAGCUUGCUGCGCUCUACCCUAGAUCGGAUUGUCCCAAAAGAAUGCCUUUGGAUUCGCUAACUGGUGACUUGUUUGCUAAGAGAGCAGAUUCUUAUUUGCGUACCAAGCUUAAACGAGGAAUUCCUUCGGUGUUUGUAGACAUCAAGUCUUUGUAUAAGGAUGCUUCUAAGCGUGAAAAUGUUGAAAAGCUGGUUUCUGGCUAUGCCUCUUCUUUGUCGGAUCAUGCAAAGUUUUCGACUACAGAUACUGAAGUGCAAAUUCCUACUACCUUGCUCUGGACAUAUUACUAUUUGGCUCAACACUUUGAUUACAAACGAGAAUUAAGUCAAGCUGAACACUAUAUCUCUUUAGCAAUUCAACAUACACCUACCCUUGUUGAACUGUACAUGACAAAGGCAAGGAUCUUUAAACACCAAGGAAAAUUACAAGAAGCAAUGGAAACUAUGGAUUUUGCCCGCAAAUUGGAUUUACAAGAUCGCUUUGUAAACAAUAAGUGUGCAAAGUACAUGUUGCGCAAUCAUGAAAAUGAACUUGCCGCAACAACUGUCGGAUUAUUUACUAGAAACGAAGCUGUUGGUGGUUCUGUGGGUGAUCUUGCAGAUAUGCAAUGUGUUUGGUAUUUGUUGGAAGACGCGAAAUCGUUUUAUCGCCAGAAGAAAUAUGCUAUGGCACUAAAGCGAUUCAGUACCGUUUUCUCAAUCUUUGAAGCAUGGGCUGAUGAUCAAUUUGACUUUCAUUUCUUCGCUUUCCGUAAGAAUUCCCUUCGUACUUACCUGGAUGUUCUUUCCUGGGAAGACGGGGUAUUCAAUAAUCCUGCAUUCCGUGAAGCUUCUCAACUCGCUAUUCAGAUUUAUUUGGAUCUCUUCGAUCAUCCUUUUGCUCGUUAUGGUCCUAAGCCUGCAGAUUAUGACAAGUUAUUGCAAGGAAAUUUGGACGAGGAAGAGAGAAAGAAAACAAUGAAAAAGUUGAAGAAAGACCUCUCCAAGCGUCAAGAGCGUGCCGAGAAAAUCAAAGAAACAGAUAAGGCUCGUGCAAAGUCAGAGGAUGGUACGCCUGUGAAGUUUGACGAAGAUCCUCUUGGUGAAGAGUUGGUUGCUACGAAUACCCCAUUGAAGGAUGCCCAAAAGUAUAUGGAUAAAUUACUGUCAAUCCCCAUAGAAAAUUCAGAAACUUUACUUUUGGCUGCAAAAUUAUAUGGUCGCCAGGGUGACUUAGAAGCUGCGAAUCGCUACUUGGAGCAGGCAACCCAAAUUUUGGGUCAGGAUCAUGUGUCUAUCAUAGAAGUAAGAGAAUCCCUGACCGCUAGAGGAGAUUAGAAUUUAAGAAAAAUAAAUGUUUUUAUACUAUAACAACAAACAUAGCGCUAUGUAUUAUUCUAUAGUAAGUAUUAGGGAAUGAGAG